GGGGAAGGGGAACAUGGUGACACCAUCCGGAGCGCAGGCGCAGUUGGGGCCGAGCCGUACCGCUUGCUCCGCGGCGGCCGGGUGGAGGGAGGCGAGGUGGCAGCGGCAGCACGUGCCGGGUGCGGGAUUGGCCGUUGGAGGCUGUGGCGCAGCAUUUAAAAUUUCGAUUUGAAAAAGAAGCAGUUGUAAGCACCUUUUGAGAAGAAACUAUUUCAGUCACUUCACCAAAAUGGUAGUUUUUACCUGCAGUGCAUGUGGAGAAUCUGUGAAGAAAGGGCAAGUUGAAAAACAUGUAAACAUUUGCAGAAACUGCCAGUGCCUUUCUUGCAUGGAUUGUGGAAAAGAUUUCUGGGGUGAUGAUUAUAAGAGCCAUGUGAAAUGUAUAAGUGAAGAUCAGAAAUAUGGUGGCAAGGGUUAUGAAGCCAAAACUAACAAAGGAGAUGUUAAACAACAGGAGUGGAUCCAGAAGAUUCAUGAAAUAAUAAAGAAGCCAAACAUUAGCCCCAAAGUGAGAAACAUCUUGGAGCAAAUGCACACCUAUGACAAUAUUCCAAGAAAAAAGGUCAAAUUUCAGAAUUGGAUGGUGAACAGCUUUAAUGUUGACAAUAGUGCUCUGCAGGACCAGGUGUGGGAUAUCUUUUCUGAAGCAACCAGCAACGGGCCAAGCAAAAAAGAACUAGAGAAACCAUUGCAGAAAGUAGGAAGCCAGCCUGUAAAAAGUGAAGUAAACCCAUUGUCUACAGAAAAAAACGAAAUGAUGGCUGAUAAACUUGAGAGGAGAAAGAGUAAAAGAGAGCGAAAAGAAGAAAGACAAAAGAACAAAAAGACAGAGAAAAAGGAAGUGAAAUUAGAAAGCAAACGAGAGAACUCAGAAAAUAAAAAAGGCAAAAAGCCUAAGAAAGAAAAGGAAGGUACUGAGGAUGAAAAUGAGGAAACUUCCAAAAGCAAUAAUGCAGAAAGGAAGAAGAAGAAAAAGCAUGAGAGGAAUAAUACAGCUCAGGUGGAAAUAAAUGGAAAUGGUAAUCAUAAUGAAGAAGAAAAACCAACACAUAUAAAGAAACAAAAACGUAAACAUACAGAAGAAGAACCUUACACCAGAACAAAAAGAAUGAAAUAUAUAAAAACAUCUGCAGCCACAGAAACUGAAAAAAGUGAGGAUGCACCCAUGGAAACUGAAGAAAUUGGGGAUGUAGAUAAAGGUAAAUUCAACUGGAAGGGAACUAUCAAAGCUGUUCUGAAGCAAGCCCCAAACAAUGAAAUUUCAAUAAAAAAACUAAGAAAAAAGGUUUUAGCCCAGUAUCAUGCAGUAGUUGGUGAACAUCAUCAUAAAUCACAAGAGGAUCUUCUAGUCAUAUUUAAUAAGAAAGUGAACAAUAAUCCCAAAUUCAAGGUUUUAAAGGACAAAGUUAAACUCCUGAAAUAGAAAAUGAGUGUUUUCAUAAUGAUCAAGUUUUACAAUUGCAGACUGUCCAAAUUCUCCUAUCACGUAUGCAAACACAGCUUUCACUGAUUCAGUAGACGUUGAGUAUGUAUCACAGCAUAAUUUAGCUGUAAUUCUAUUCCUGGAUUCCCUACUCCUUUUCU
Molecule: messenger RNA, 1584 nt
Organism: Chrysemys picta bellii (western painted turtle)
Lineage: Eukaryota; Metazoa; Chordata; Testudines; Emydidae
Gene: LYAR
Product: Ly1 antibody reactive
Biological process (GO): rRNA processing; negative regulation of transcription by RNA polymerase II
Cellular component (GO): nucleolus
Molecular function (GO): DNA binding
Source: RefSeq, a predicted model, not a curated record